AUGUCUGUGAACGAAUAUCUCAUAAGUGACUUAAAUGCUAACGUAUCACGAGAUACGACGAUCCGCGUUUCGGGCAGCACGUUUCUGGUGCGAGACGGCAAGAAGGCGGCUGUCAAGGCGGCGGUCAAACAUUACAGUUGUGACGAGAUGAGCGAGAACAUGAUGACCUUGGUCCCUGGUGCUAAGCCGCGCCGCACAUAA
Soboliphyme baturini is the source of this 201-nucleotide messenger RNA. NCBI's taxonomy places the organism in Eukaryota, Metazoa, Nematoda, Enoplea, Dioctophymatida, Soboliphymatidae. The record is from the annotation of a GenBank genome assembly.